Tuber aestivum (summer truffle) is the source of this 1369-nucleotide messenger RNA. The record is from the annotation of a GenBank genome assembly. NCBI's taxonomy places the organism in Eukaryota, Fungi, Ascomycota, Pezizomycetes, Pezizales, Tuberaceae.
GGGGAAGGAGAGGAAGAAUGUUUUAUUAUAUGGUACAGUACCGGUAUCAUAGAACCGAUAUCCGGUUGAAUACUCACGAACCUCCCUCGGCACGUAAUUCUCCUCCAAAUUUCCUACCAUCCCAUCAUUAACCCCUCAUAUUCUCCAAAAGUGCGGAGCGAUAUAAAAGAAGAGAAAGAAGGAGACACUCGCUUCAAAUCCUCCUCAUCCAAUUUGACCCGCAAACUCUUCACCGCCUCCUGCGUCCUCUCUACCUGGCGGCGCCGCUCGGUCCCAGAAUUGGAUAGACCCCCUUUGACAGGGUCCACGUUCUGGUGACCAUCGCCAAUGCUUGUUCGCGACUUCCCCGACCGCCCCCACCCCCGCAUCUUCGCUCGCGUGCCUCCAGCUGCGGGCUUUGACUUUCAUCUAGUUUUCCGUCCGUUCUCGCAGCGUGUCGCGGGGUGGCUGCGGGCGAGCUGCGACCAGGGGUUUAUCCCGACGCCCAUGGUCUUGUGGCAGGGGGCCAUUUCACGCUCCUCUUCUCGGUACUCUUCCCUCAUCUGCAUUCCCACUACCAUGCCCGUCCUCCCAUUCGGGGGAUGGCGAUAGUGGGAGGAGGGGUAGGGGAAAGGUACGAUGACGUUAUAAUAAUUCUGCAUAGUAUACUUCGUCAGGCAAGCAGCAGUCGGGGAAGCCCCGAUGCACCUCGCCUUCCCCGACACGACGACACGACGACACCGUGCAGGGCAUGCAUGGUUUCCUCUAUCGGGGUAGUAUCAAAACGCGGUCCAAUCUGUGGAUCAUACCGGCUAUGGGUUGUGAGCCCCGUAGCUAUCGUUAGAAUGUGGGGGAUUGAAGGGAUGGGGAAGGCAUGACACAUCUUCGCUCGAGGCAAAGAACUUUAACAAUAUGAUAAGUUUCCUUCACUGGAUUUCGUAUUGCUCGAUUCCCUUCGCGAUAGUGCGCUAGCCUCAUCGGAGUAUACAUCUGUGGUAUCCAAGACAUUGAUUCCCAGGCCGAAGGUGGCCUUCAGGAGCGGCAGUGAUUCCUACUCAUUUUUGAUCCAAGCUGCCCACUACCUCGCGUGAGUAUUGUCCCUAAAUACUAUAAUAUUAUGGACCUUGGAGUGGGAGGAGAAGGUAGAAAUCAUACUGUACCUUAGGAUCUCCAUAUGACAAAGCAUCAAGAAUACCGAUAAUAUUAGACACCUUCCAACCCACUACCUCCAAGACCAUUCAUUAUGGGGAGAGAAGAAGAAGAAGCAAGGAAAAGCAGAAGUUAGUAUCAAACGAAUAUCACACCCUCUCCCCACCAGUAGCCCACCGAGGGGAAAAAGAAAAAAAAAAUCAUACCAUACAUGAAUACUCCAUCCUUACCUUCUCCAAAA